Molecule: messenger RNA, 5478 nt
Organism: Closterium sp. NIES-65
Lineage: Eukaryota; Viridiplantae; Streptophyta; Zygnematophyceae; Desmidiales; Closteriaceae
Source: the annotation of a GenBank genome assembly
AUGGCUACCCCUAGUGUCCUAGCUUUUGACGCUGAGGGUCGCGCCAUUGAUUUUGAGGUCUGGUUAGACGACCUGCAGCUGUUCUUACAGUGCGACAGGGCUGACGGCCUUUCUCUCUUUGACCUCACCUCUGGCGCCUCUCCUGCUCCUGCUGCUGAUGCUGAUCCCACUGUCCACUCUCAGUGGGCCACUCGCGAUGCUGCUGCACGUCUUGCUGUGCGUCGCCACCUCCCUACCUCUGAGCGUGCGCACUUUAGUCAGUACAAGAGUGCUCAUACCUUGUACGACGCUGUAGUUGCGCGCUACUCCUCCCCUGCCACUGCUGCACUGAGCCGUCUCAUGCUUCCCUACCUCUUUCCUGCCCUCUCUGCCUUUCCCACUGUCGCUGAUCUCAUUACGCACCUCCGCACUAGUGACACUCGCUACCGCGCCGCCCUUCCUGCCGAGUUCUGCGCUAAGAACCCACCCCCCAUGUACAUCGCUCUCUACUACGUAGUCGCGCGUCUCCCUGACUCCCUUCGCGUCGUCAGGGACCACUUUCUCGCAGUCUGUCCCACCACCCUCACCGUCGACCUCCUCGAGACGGCCCUCCUCGCAGCGGAGAAGAGCAUAGUCGCUGUAGGUGCUUCUCGUGGUGACCCUCGCACCCCCAUCUUUGAGGGGUGCUCUCCUUCCCCCUUGCUGCCCUCUGUUGCCUCUGGUGCUGCUGCCGACCUGCUUGGUCUUGAGUCGGUCGGCGCGGCGUCUGCCCCUAGUGGGAGACGUCGCUCCAGCAAGGGCAAGGGGGGCAAGGGCGCGGGUGGAGCUGGAGGGGGCGGUGGCGGUGGCGGCGGUGGCGGCGGAGGGAGUGGGGGUGGCGGCGGGACUAGUGGCGGGGGUGGUGGUGGUGGUGGUGGUGGCAGCAGCGGCGGAGACGGUGGUAGUGGUGCCAGCGGUGGUGGUGGAGGCAGCGGCGGAGGUGGAGGCGGCGGGGGUGGAGGCGGUGGAGGCGGCAGCGGAGGAGGCAGUGGUGGUGGAGGAGGUGGAGCUGGUCGGGGUGGUACCCAGCAGCGUAGCGGCGGUGGUGGUGGCCAGCGCUCGCAGCGGCAGCAGCAGCAGCGCUCGCGGGACAUCCCUUCGCCUCAGCAGCUUCGUGAUGAGGAGAAUGAGGGUUACCGGUGUUUCCAGCCCGACCCGGGCAUUGGUACUGCUGCGCUAGGUGCUUGUGAGGCUGCUGCUCUAGGUGCCAGUGCGUCUGCGCUCUCAGGUACUGGUGAGGCUGCGCUCUCAGGUACUGCGUCGUCCUCGUCCUCCCUCACUUUCACACUUGACUCCGGGGCUUCUCGCUCCUUCUUUCGAGACCGCACUACCCUUACGCCGCUCGACCGGCCGGUUGCAGUCUCCCUUGCUGACCCCUCUGGGAGUCCUGUCCUGUCUCACUUCUCCACUGUCCUCCCGUGUCCGGCUGCCCCUUCGGACACCCUGUCUGGUCUGUACCUUCCCUCGUUCUCUACGAACUUGGUGAGUGGAGCGGACCUGCAGGAUGUGGGGGUUCACCAGUUCACUCCUGCGAGUCAGCGGGUGACCCACUGCACGGAGGCACGCACAGGCCGACACCUGGCCACGUUCUCACGUCGGCCGGGGUCGAGUCUCUACACCCUGACCGUUGAGUCUCCUCCUGUCCCUGCGUCUGGUCAGGUGGCUGCGUCAGGUCAGGUGCUUGCUGCUGCGUCCCGGUCAGGUCCUGAGUCUGCCCCCUGUUCUUGUCGACUCCUGUCUCACGAGACUCUCCUGUGGCACCACCGUCUUGGCCACCCCUCCUUGCCCCGUCUUCGGAGCAUGGCUUCCCGUGUCCUUGUCUCUGGUCUUCCCCAGUCUCUCCCUCCUCUCCCCUCCGGGCCAGGACCUUCCUGUGUCCCCUGUGUCGAGGGUCGCCUCCGGGCUACUCCUCACUCCUCCCACUUCCCCCCGACAGAGGCUCCCCUGCAGACGCUUCACAUGGAUGUGUGGGGCCCAGCCCCCGUCCGUGGGCAGGGUCACGAGCGCUACUUCCUGUUGGUGGUUGACGACUACUCGCGUUACACCACAGUCCUCCCCUUGCGCAGCAAGGGUGCGGUCACUGAGGUGCUGAUCGACUGGAUCCGCGAGGCUCGUCUCCAGCUCAGGAAGAGCUUCGGCUCUGACUUCCCUGUUCUGCGUCUGCACUCGGACAGGGGCGGAGAGUUCUCUUCUCGCCUUCUGCGAGACUACUGUCGUGCACGCGGGAUCCGCCAGACCUUCACGCUUCCGGACUCACCACAGCAAAAUGGGAUUGCUGAGCGCCGCAUUGGCAUGGUCAUGGAUGUCGCUCGUACGUCCAUGAUGCAUGCGGCUGCCCCCCAUUUUCUGUGGCCGUUUGCGGUUGGCGAUGCGUCUGUGUUCCGUGUCUGGGGAUCUCGGGCGUUUGUCCGCGACUUGUCUGCGGACAAGUUGUCCCCUCGUGCCGCUCCCUGUGUCUUCCUUGGCUUCCCCACUGACGCCCCAGGGUGGCAGUUUUACCACCCCUCCUCUCGUCGUGUUCUGUCCUCCCAGGACGUCACGUUCGACGAGUCAGUCCCCUUCUACCGUCUCUUCCCCUACCGCGCUCCUUCCCUCCCACCUCCCCCGGACUUCCUUGUGCCGGUUCCCCCCCCGGUAGACCCCCUCCCCCCUCAGGUUCCUGCCCCCUCAGGUGUGUCCCAGGUAGACGCCGUUGACCCAGUCGAGGUUACUGGUGACUCUGGUGCUGCUGCGAGUGCUGAGCGUGGGGGUGCUGACUCUGGGGGUGCUGUGCGCGGGGGUCCUGAGCCUGGGGGUGCUACUGCUGGGGGUGCUGGGCCUGAGGGUGCUCCUGCGGAGGGUGCGGAGCCUGGGGGUGCUGAGCCGGGGGGUGCUGUGCCUGGAGGUGCUGGGUCUGGGGGUGCUGGGUCGAGAGCUGCUGAGCCUGGGGGUGCUGAGCUGGGAGCUGCUGAGCCUGGGGGUGCUGCGUCUGGAGCUGUUGAGCCUGGGGUUUCUCCUACUGCUGCGUCUCGCCGGGAGCCCCUCUCUCCACAGGAGCUGCGCGAGUGGUUCGCUCGCCGCUGGAGGCGUGCUGCUGAGUCUGGAGGUGCUGCUGGAGCUGGAGUUGGAGCUUCUUCGACGGUCGAGGGUGCCGGUGCUGCCGGUCCCGGAGCUGCUGGACCUGCGGGUCCUCCUGGAGCCGGAGCUGCUGAGGGCGUUGGUGCUGAGCCUACUGCUGUUGGUCCGGCCGCUGGAGGUGUGGGUGGCGCUGGUGCUGUCGCUGAGGGUGCUGGUACUGUCCCUGCUGAGUCUGGAGCUGCCGCGCGGCCUCGGUCGUACUUCGUUCCGCUCCUGCAGCAGGUUCUUGGUCCUUCUCCUCCGGUAGAGGGUCCACCGCCUGUCCAGGCGCAGUCCCUACUGGGGCCUUCCUCUCCACUGCCUGCUCCCUCUCCUUACACUGGUCCUACUGGAGGUCUUGCUGAGCGCCGUGAGUCUGCGUCUCGUCCCGCGUCGCCUGUUCGUGCUGCUCGCGCUAGUGGUCGCAGUUCGCGUCAGCGUCCUCCUCCUGUCCCUGGCACACACCGGAUGUGUCUGCGUCCGUCCACUGCUCCUCUGCGUGCCCCUUUGCCUUCUCCUCAUGAGUCCUCUCUUCCUGCGCUUGCCGACCCUGAGUCGGACUCUCUUCGUGCUGCCAGUCCUACUGUCACGCGUCUGCUUGCUACUGUCGUCACUGACCCCUCUUUUGAGUCCACUGCUGCGUCUGCUCUUGUCGCUGAGCUCGUCGACUUUGCUGCUCGCUGCCGUCUAGACUACGCUGCUAGUCUUGUUGCUGAGUCUGCGUCUGUCUGUCCUCCGUCCGUCGGGGGUGAGUGUGCUCUUGGCACGGACGUCCUAGAGGACAGGCAGGAGGAGUUACAGUGUCUGGCUGCUGCUUCACCUCAUCUCGCGUCUGUACUGCUUGCUCCUGAGGGAGACCCGGAUGCACUAGACAUCCCGACUCCGCUCUCUUACGCGGAGGCCGUAGAGGGUCCCUACUCCUCUCAGUGGCAGGCAGCUAUGGAUGCAGAGAUGGCUUCCUGGAAGUCCACAGGCACCUACGUUGACGCAGUUCCCCCUCCUGGGGCGAACAUCGUCAGUGGCAUGUGGAUCUUCAGGGUGAAGCGGCCGCCGGGCUCUCCACCUGUCUUCAAGGCGCGGUACGUUGCUCGUGGCUUCAGUCAGCGGCAGGGAGUUGACUACUUUCAGACCUUCUCUCCCACCCCGAAGAUGACCACUCUUCGGGUGCUGCUGCACAUAGCCGCUCAGCGCGACUACGAGCUUCACUCUCUCGACUUCAGCACUGCGUUCUUGCAGGUCUACGGUCUCCGCCAGGCACCGCGUGAGUGGCACGACACACUGAGGACUACGCUUGCGGCUCUUGGGUUUGCUCCCUCUACUGCUGACCCGUCGCUGUUUCUGCGCACCGACACUUCACUGCCGCCGUUCUACAUCCUCGUGUACGUCGACGACUUGGUCUUUGCCACAGCGGACACUGCUGGACUCGCCUACGUGAAGUCCGAGCUGCUGAAGAGACACACGUGCACAGACCUGGGUGAACUGCGCAGCUACCUUAGCUUGCAGAUCACUCGGGACAGAGCACGCCGCACCAUUACCUUGACUCAGUCACACAUGGUGCAGCAGGUCCUUCAGCGCUUCGGCUUCACGUACUCCUCGCCUCAGGCCACUCCUCUGCCUACUCGCCACUCACUCUCAGCUCUGCCUUCGGAUGAGUCCGUAGAGUCGAGUGGUCCGUAUGUAGAGCUUGUUGGCUGCCUCAUGUACCUGAUGACCUGCACACGACCUGACCUUGCAUACCCUCUGAGCAUUCUUGCACGCUAUGUUGCUCCUGGGAGACACCGACCAGAGCACAUGGCAGCAGCGAAGAGGGUAUUGCGCUACCUAUGCAGUACGUCGGGCAUGGGGCUAGUGCUUGGAGGGCGGAGUCCAGUGGUCCUUACAGGCCAUGCGGACGCUUCUUGGGCUGACGACCAGGCUACGCAGCGGUCGUCACAGGGUUACACCUUCAGCCUUGGUUCCGGCUCUGUCUCGUGGCGGUCUUCUCGCUCGUCUUCAGUUCUCGGCUCCAGUUGUGAGGCUGAGAUCUACGCCGGGGCCAUGGCUGCACAGGAGCUUCGCUGGCUCACCUACCUGCUGACUGACCUUGGAGAGCCGCCUCGUUCUCCUCCAGUGCUGUACGUAGACAACAAGGCCAUGCUGGCCUUGUGUCGAGAGCAGCGCUUGGAGCACAGAACGAAGCACAUUGCUCUCCGCUACUUCCUUGCUUGUGAGCUGCAGCAGCGUGGUCAGUUGCGACUUGCGUACGUGGCCUCUGAGGCCAACACUGCUGAUGUGUUCACCAAGGCACUUGCGCCUUGUGACCAUCAGCGCUUUUGCACCCAGCUGGGUCUUGUGCCUGUCUUCCCUCACUUGCUCUCCCCUUGA